Eubalaena glacialis (North Atlantic right whale) is the source of this 1936-nucleotide messenger RNA. It is a transcript of the gene YIPF5, whose product is annotated as Yip1 domain family member 5. Gene Ontology annotation, biological process: vesicle fusion with Golgi apparatus; regulation of ER to Golgi vesicle-mediated transport; endoplasmic reticulum to Golgi vesicle-mediated transport. NCBI's taxonomy places the organism in Eukaryota, Metazoa, Chordata, Mammalia, Artiodactyla, Balaenidae. The record is from RefSeq and is a predicted model, not a curated record. Bases 210 to 983 code for a protein of 257 amino acids. Gene Ontology annotation, cellular component: trans-Golgi network; membrane. The transcript has 6 exons.
UGGCGCACUGUUCGGUUUCUCCUCGCACCUGGGCAGCGCGGCUUGUUGCCGCCUCUCGGCACCGCGCCCCGGUCCUUUCGCCCAGACCCUCCCUCCCUUUCGGGCCUUGCUUUGACGAGGCCCCUGCAGGAGUCUGCGCUUUUCUGGCCGGCCCAGGCCUUAUUUUGCAGGAGGCUGUCGUGUUGUCAGCUGUCCAGAGAUCAUUUGCAAUGUCAGGCUUUGACAACUUAAACACGGAUUUCUACCAGACAAGUUACAGCAUCGAUGACCAAUCACAGCAGUCCUAUGAUUAUGGAGGAAGUGGAGGACCUUAUAGCAAACAGUAUGCUGGCUAUGACUACUCGCACCAAGGCCGGUUUGUCCCUCCAGACAUGAUGCAACCACAACAGCCGUACACCGGGCAGAUUUUCCAGCCAGCUCAGGCAUAUACUCCAACUACGCCUCAGCCAUUCUAUGGAAACAACUUUGAGGAUGAGCCACCUUUAUUAGAAGAAUUAGGUAUCAAUUUUGAUCACAUCUGGCAAAAAACACUCACAGUGUUACACCCAUUAAAAGUAGCAGAUGGCAGCAUCAUGAAUGAGACUGAUUUGGCAGGACCAAUGGUUUUUUGCCUUGCUUUUGGAGCCACCUUGUUACUGGCUGGCAAAAUCCAGUUUGGCUAUGUAUAUGGGAUCAGUGCAAUUGGAUGCCUAGGAAUGUUUUGUUUAUUAAACUUAAUGAGUAUGACUGGUGUUUCCUUCGGCUGUGUGGCAAGUGUCCUUGGAUAUUGUCUUCUUCCCAUGAUCCUGCUUUCCAGCUUUGCAGUGAUAUUUUCUUUGCAAGGAAUGGUAGGAAUCAUUCUCACUGCUGGAAUUAUUGGAUGGUGUAGUUUUUCUGCUUCCAAAAUUUUUAUUUCUGCAUUAGCCAUGGAAGGACAGCAACUUCUAGUAGCAUAUCCUUGUGCUUUGCUAUACGGAGUCUUUGCCCUAAUUUCUGUUUUUUGAACUGAAUUUAUCUGGGAUGUGGACAUCAUUGGGCCAAAUAGCAAAAAGGACUUCGAACUCUUAAAUCGGACCAGCAAACUGCUACAGUACAGCUCUCGUGCAGAUCUGAUGUUUGACUCUUGGAGCAAUGGAAGUAAAUAUGUAUCUUUUGUUCAUUUUUAUACAACUUUUGAAUACUAUAUUGGAUUUACCUGCAGUAUGACUAGGUUUAAAUGUUUGUGCUAAUACAAAUAAGAAGUGCUAUUUCUUUUAUGUUCCUGCAGCCUUAGAAAAACAGCUCUUCUCCUUGCUAAUUAUAUAUUAUGAUGUUUUUGAUGGAUUUUUAUCAACUGUGGGAAACUAACCACAGAGAUAAUAAUCUUUCUUAAAAACAACCCAUAAUAAAGAAGACAUAAGACUUACUGGAGAAGUAUUUUUCCAAGGAGUUAGGAAAUAAAAAUUACCUGUAUUCUCAAGUCAGGUGCAGUUGAAGCAAAAAAGUGAUCCCAAUGUAAAGUUUUAUGAGUUUGCACUUCAAAAGUUUGACAGUCCUCUAAAUUAUCUCAUAGAAUUUUAGCUAAAUUCAGCGAUACAAGUAGUUCACAGUCUACCUUAUUGUAGACGUGAAAUGUGAACAUCUCUUCAGAUACUAGCAUUAACUAAACCAUAGUGACCUAGACUCCACAUUAAUGCUCAUAAUUGGAUCUCCAUGUUUCCCAGCAAAAAGAACAUUACUAACCUUUUUUGCGAAGAAUAUUUAAAAUGUCACAGUUUCAGUAUUGCAGUUAUCAAUGUAAAGUACAUUUGAUGCUUAUUAAUUAAAAUUUUCCCAAUUAAUUUAAAGUGCGUUGUUUGCUUUUGCUAACCCACGGUUCUCGGUGUUCCAUUUCCUUUAACUAGGGUCUGCUUUUAACUUGUAUUCCCAAUUUAUUUUAAGCUUUAAGAAUAGCGGUCAUCUAGUAUAGAAUCAAAAA